Sceloporus undulatus (fence lizard) is the source of this 2040-nucleotide messenger RNA. Its product is annotated as triggering receptor expressed on myeloid cells 2-like. The transcript is spliced from 5 exons. Lineage: Eukaryota; Metazoa; Chordata; Lepidosauria; Squamata; Phrynosomatidae. Gene Ontology annotation, molecular function: signaling receptor activity. The record is from RefSeq and is a predicted model, not a curated record. Gene Ontology annotation, cellular component: cell surface. The coding region runs from base 576 to 1235 and encodes 219 amino acids.
AGUAUAUUCAGAAACCUUGCAUGUCCUAAUAAAGUGCUGCAUUUCAGGAUCUCAUUACCAGUAACAGCCUCUGCCUGUAUAGUGAAGGGGCACAAACUUUAAACCUCAAGGUAGUAAGUACAGUGUGCAGUGCACAGUGAAUCAUUAAGGCAAGAAUUUAGUACAACAAAUAGUGUACUACCAGCAGCAUAUGUCAAAUGAAAAUUGUAUGAAUCUGUUAUACUUUGCCCCAGGAGCCCUAGUUGGCUCAGAGGUGAUAGCCAAAUGCUUUAGAACUUUAGACUUAACUUUAAUUUCAGAAAUGAUCAGGAAAUUGAUGGGACUUCAGUAGAUAUCAGCAGUGUUGGCUAUGCAUAGGAUGUGAUUAGCAGUCAGUGUCUAACUUCUCGAUUUCCUCUCCUGAUGUGGCCACUCCAUUAGCAUUGCUGAUGCCCAUAAUAUCAAGAAGUGUCAUACUGUUCGCUGGUACAUUGCUUAAUCCACAGCAGCCACAGAAGUUCCUCUUGUAUGUCCUUUGUGUCUGCUAAGGGAAAAAUUAUUUGUUCUUGCGCAAAACCAUUUCAUUUUUAGUUGGGAUGUUUUCUCUCUUGAUUGACCAAAGAGAGAUGGAGAUGUUUGUGUAUCUUGUCUGCUUGGUCUCCUUGUCAGAUGCACACACCACUGAAGAUGUCGCUGUGGUGUAUGGUGUUGAAGGGAAGUCCAUCUCCAUCAACUGCUCUUACAGCCCUAAGGAGAAUCAGUGGAGAAAGAAAAGUUGGUGCAAACACAUCAGCGAGAGGGAGUGUCAGCAUAUUGUCAGUGCCCGGACUUUUUGGAUGCCAUUCCUCAAGAGGAGAAAUGGCACCACUGCCAUUGCCGACAAUAUCGAUGAGGGGAUCCUUACAGUGACCAUCAAUCCACUCCAGAAGCAUGAUGCUGGUUUGUAUCAGUGUAAGACAGACUUCUUGGGGGUUGUGAAUACCCUUUUGAAGGUGAAGGUGAAUGUGCUGACAGGCUUAAGGGAGACUGAAACACCAGAGGAGCCCAGAGCAGCACACAGCAUUUCCAGCACCCUAUCAGAUCCAGAAGUUAAACUCCACAUGUUUGUGGCUGGAUUCCUUGGCAUCAAACUCCUGGUUGCUGUCCUCAUCUUAAUCAUUGCCCGAAGCUUGAAGAACAGAACAACAGGGGAUAGGAACAGAAGAGGAAAUGAGCAUCAGCUCCUCCCAGUUACAGGAAAUGGCUGGCAUAGCUGAAGAUAAUGGAAGAAGGGAGAAAGACAAGAAAGACUUAACCCAGGUAGACAUGUAGAAGUGGAUCCAACCGGCAGGACAAAAGAGAUUGGUUUGCUCUAUCCUGCAUUCCAUCACCACUGCAAGGACUGCUGUGGUUUUGCCUGCUUUGCUUCGCUGUCACAGAACACUAGGUGCAAACUGAUAUUUAAGUAACCAUCCGUGACUAGUUAAUUUAGAUUGUAAUCUUGGGGAAUUAACAUCAUAGAAUCAUAGAUUUCAAAGGAGCCCUAAGGGCCAUUAUUUCAACCCCUGCCAUGUGGGAAUCCACAGUCAAAGCAUCCCUGAGAAAUGGCAAUCCAACCUUAAAAAGUCAGAUGCAAGAUAGUCCAUUAGUCUUGAGGCCUCCUCAAGACUGGGACAUCAGGUAUUGUCUUUGGACUGUUCUGAUUUCUCCUCCAUGCCCUGUUUAUUGUACCAUCUAGCCUGAUGAGGAGUUUGAGAGAACUCAAAAGCAGGGUUGUGGUAGUUGUUGUUUAAUUUAUCCUUAAAAAGCUGUUGCCCACCUUCAAUUGUUGAAUGCUUUGCUAUAGUAAAUGUCAAAUGGAUGCUCUAUGCAAAGGCAUUUUCACUAUACUGGAAGAGUGUGAGAAUAAAUGUAUACUGUAGAAUGUAAAAAUAAAUGUAGCAUUUCUCUCAAUUCUUUCUCUUGCAAAGGGUGCACAAUAAAGAAGUGUGCGUGUAGAUAAGUACAACAAAGGCUGUAAUGAAAUGUACAUAAGUGCAAUAGCUCAACAUGAUUUAAUAAAGGUGUAAUUCAUUAUGGAUA